Molecule: messenger RNA, 2153 nt
Organism: Folsomia candida
Lineage: Eukaryota; Metazoa; Arthropoda; Collembola; Entomobryomorpha; Isotomidae
Product: cell death abnormality protein 1
Exons: 3
Coding region: 130-2022 (630 amino acids)
Source: RefSeq, a predicted model, not a curated record
AUAAGAUAAUUUGCUGCUUUAUCUGAUAAGUAUGGAUGGAUGGCAUAAUUAUGAAGCGAAUUGACGCUCCUCACCUCAGUGAUCGUUCACUACACAUACGUUCAACAAUAUCCCGAAACGAUUUUCAUCAUGGAGAAAAAAAUCGCAAAAUUUGUUUUUGCAACAGCUUUGUUAUUCAUAUUUGUAACAUCCAUCUCUGGCGUUGAGUUUGGAGAAAUCUGCGAUGCUGAUGAGCUAUGUAACGCCACAAAACCUUACAAAUGUUCCCUCGAAGACCCACCCCCCGAGAACCCGGUAACAAAAUGUGGUUGCCUUGAUAAGGCUACUAUGCGGUACAACAAGGAUAGGCAGACGUGCCUCGUAAAUGCGGAGGAACGCGGGUGUGCCGAACAUAUCAGUGGAGGACACCAAAUUCACGUGCAUUGUACAGAACAUGCAAUUUGCGAUGCUCCCCCGUCACCACCGGAUCAAAUAGGAACUUGUCAUUGUGACAAUGGGUUCAUAAAGGACGACCCUUAUUGCAAACUUGGGAAUGAGGCAGGACCUUGUACCAACAGUCAAGACUGUGCAUCUUCAGCUUCCCUCGUAUGCUUGGAAUCUAAAUGCGUAUGCAAUAGUACACACAUUUGGGACAAUGCAAAAACAAAAUGUUUAGGAUUAGUGGGAGCAAGCUGCUUUAAUGAGACCGAAUGCUCUUCCAACAUGGAAUGCACCGAUUCAGCGUGCAAGUGCUUGACUGGGUAUAAUCUAUACAACGGAAGAUGCGUGCAUACUUACGACGGAGCCUGUCAAACUGAGGCCGACUGUCACCCUGACUUUCCUCGAUGCGAGAUCCUCCCUGAAGGACCACCAGGAAAAUGCAGAUGUGCCGAAGGUCAAGAACACAAUGGGGGCAAGUGUCUCAUCCUGAUUGGCCAGACCUGCAACCCUGCCGACGACAAGUGCACCACGUAUUCCCACUGCAACGAAACGUCUUCCCUUUGCGAAUGCUUGGAAAGCUAUACCGAGUCGAAUGACCACCACUGCAAGGGGAAACAUGGAGCAAAUUGUACCCUGGCACCUGGCACUGAUUGUUAUGACGAAUGGAAUCUGCAAUGCAACAACGACACGAAGGCGUGCACCUGUAAAAAUGACUUCAAAGUCACCACUGAACUCAAAUGCUUGAAGGAUUAUCAAAAAGAAUGCGACACUGCGGCCGCCUGUCAUCCAGAUUUUCCAGUCUGUCCUGCCGCUCCUAAUAAUCAAUGUAAUUGUGACGAGGGUCUUCAGUACGACGACAAAAGUCUCAAAUGUGGCAUCAUUCCGGGAAAUAGUUGUACCUCGGGGGAAGGAGUGGAAGAUCGUUGUUUUACUUAUUCGCAUUGCAACAGCGACACCCAAGUUUGCGAAUGUGACACCAACUAUGCGCACGUGGGGGAUGCAUGCGUCGGAAAUCUGGGGGCUGCCUGCACAGUCAGUACGGAUUGCAAGGCCGAUUCGUUCCUGGUAUGCAGCGAGGAUACUAAAAUAUGCUCUUGCGAAGCUGAAUACACUGAAAAUGAUGGGAAAUGCAAAGGAGGAUUAGAUAAGCCUUGCAUCGACGGUGAUAACUGUCUGGUAGGGACUUGUCUUCCAAAUAAUGUUUGCGGUUGUCCCGAUGGCACGGUCGCAGCAGGGAGUAAAUGCGAAUCUACGUAUGGGAAAAGUUGCGACCUUGGCUGUUAUGCCCCAUUCUUUCUCGAAUGUGACAACACAACUAAUCAGUGUGGAUGCAUAGCAGAGAAGUAUUACACGCCAGGUAAAAAUUCGUCCAUGUGUUUGACCGGGGUGGGCGGCAACUGUGUCGGGGAGCCUGAUUGCAUCGAAAAUGCGUACUGCAUGUCAGAAGGGAACAGUUUGUACGUGUGUAGAUGCGGUAAUAACUUUAGGCCGAGUGGGGGCCUGUGUGUGGCUGGGGGGGCGGAUGCUAUGGUAAAAUUGCCGGCUUUCUUGACAAUUAUGGUGCCCAUUUUUAUCGCUAUUUUUAAUGUGAAGAAUCAGUAAUUUAGAGCAUGAGGUAUGAUUUAUUAGGUAUACAUAAAUAUUUAAUACAAUUAUAUUUACAACUUUCUUUUCAAAUUAUUGUAUUUGAUGUAACUUAUUUACGUAUCAAUAAAAUGUUUUCUAAUAAAAAA